Molecule: messenger RNA, 438 nt
Organism: Symbiodinium pilosum
Lineage: Eukaryota; Dinophyceae; Suessiales; Symbiodiniaceae
Source: the annotation of a GenBank genome assembly
AUGUCCGACUGCACCGACGAGGAGAUUCUUUCGAAGGGCUUUGACAACCUCAUUGUCUUCAGUGGAAUCGAUGAGUCCCGGGCAGCAGUCCGCGAAGCCCUCAGACAAGAAUUACCCUUGGACUACGCCAAGGUCACCGAGCAUGCGACGAUGAAAGCAGCUGUGGAGGUGUUCAAUGGCCGCUUGACUGACAAGGAGCUUCCAAGCAAAUCACUGGUGGCGCAGAAGCUCGAACAGGUCGAAGACAAUGCGCCGUAUGCUGAGGACAUGCGGGACGUCACCAGUGUAGAAGAUGCCGAAAGUGAGGCGUACAAUGCCGUUAUCGAUCCAAGCGCCGCUGUCCUCCGCAUCAAGCCUGGCAGGGCCGCAGCCACUCCCCCGGGGACCCCGGAGGAAUUGCGGCUGCGCCACAGGCGAAUCGGGCGUGCGUGGGAGAUG